UGAGGCUGGUAACAUCAACAGUGAGGACAAACCCAGCCUGUCUCUCUCCUUCCACACUGAGUCCAAACCUACAUUCACUGGGUCCUGAUUGUGACAGUGGAGCCCAGUUUGCACUGCAGGGUCCAGAGAUGGCAUCAGUGAAGCUGGAAGACUGCAGUCAAACACUGGAGCUGAAUGUCAACAUUAAAGAUGAAGAAGAGGAGGAGAAGAUUGCUACAUCUGUUAGUCAUGGAGACCAUGUUGAUACAUUAUCUACAUCUAGAGAGCAACAGCAGGAAGAUCAUAGAGCUAAGAGGUCUCACCACUGCCCACAUUGUGAGGAGAUUUUCCCAUUUCUAUCAACGCUAAAAAUACACCUACAAAUACACACAGGAGAGAAGCCUUAUUCCUGCACUGACUGUGGGACACGCUUCACAACAUCAAGGGCUCUGACAGUUCAUCAGAGAGUGCACACUGGAGAGAAGCCUUACUCCUGCUCUGACUGUGGGAAGAGUUUCUCAGGAUUGGGUCACUUAAAAAGACACCAACGUAUACACACAGGAGAGAAGCCUUACUCCUGCUCUGACUGUGGGAAGAGUUUCUCUCAACAGAGCAGCUUAAACUCGCACAAACAUAUACACACAGGACAGAAGCCUUACUACUGCUCUGACUGUGGAAAAUGCUUCACAUCAUCAUUUGAGUUAAAAGUUCAUCAGAGAACACACACAGGAGAGAAGCCUUACUACUGCUCUGACUGUGGGAUGAGUUUCUCUCAACAGAGCAGCUUAAAGUCACACCAACGUAUACACACAGGAGAGAAGCCUUACUCCUGCUCUGACUGUGGGAAGAGGUUCUCUCAUCAAAGCAGCUUAAAAUCACACCAACAUAUACAUAAAGCAGAGAAGGCUUACUCCUGCUCUGACUGUGGGAAGUACUUCACAACAUCAGCUGAGCUAAAAGUUCACCAGAGAACACACACAGGAGAGAAGCCUUACUGCUGCUCUGACUGUGGGAAGAGUUUCUCUCAACAGAGCAACUUAAAAACACACCAACUUAUACAUACAGGAGAGAAGGCUUUCUCAUGCUCUGACUGUGUGAAAUGCUUCACAACAUCAUCUGAGCUAAAAGUUCAUCAGAGAACACACACAGGAGAGAAGCCUUACUCCUGCUCUGACUGUGGGAAGAGUUUCUCUCAACAGAGCAACUUAAUAACACACCAACGUAUACAUAAAGGAAAGAAGCCUCAUCAGUUCUCUCAGGCCAGUUAAGAUUAAAGUCACUCCAUCACUUCAUUCUCAUCUCAUAAAGGAAGUGGUAACAGUGAAUUUGAUAACAUUCAGAGAGAGUAACACACUAUUGUAAUCCUAUAGUUUCUCACUGUGAGAGAACUGUGCAGAGGAAAGGGAGCAUUAUAGAACAUUAGCCUAUCUUUACUUUACUGAUCAGUCUGCACCUUGUCAGUUCUGGUGUGUUUUUUUAGCUUCUACUGUAAAGAUAUUGAGAUUACCUUGGAUUUGGCCUUAGCGUUGAAAUCCCUCUGAGGGAUCUCUUGUUAAAACAAUGGAGUGUGAUGGUUGACUUGGUGGUACUGCUUCCCUCUGCAGUUUUCUGUGGGAAUGAGCUAGUAGACACGUGUCAGAUAGAGAUGGUGUGAUGAUCCGUUUUCUGUGGGAAUGAGCUGGUAGACACAACAUGUAUCAGAUAGAGAUGGUGUGAUGAUCAGUUUUCAACAUUAGUUUGAGUGGAUACUUUUAUUCCUACUAAAUGGUUUUUGUUUAAUGAUACACAGGUUAUAAAACAAAUACAUGUGUUUAUUAAAUUGUCUUUUAAAACUAGAUUCACUAUUUUAGUCAUUGAUGAUUAAUGUAUUUGGAUAACUGCAAUGAAUGUAAUUGAAUUACUAAUGAAAAAUAAAUAUUCUACAUACA
Messenger RNA from Salvelinus fontinalis (brook trout), 1907 nucleotides. RefSeq names its product gastrula zinc finger protein XlCGF17.1-like. Gene Ontology annotation, molecular function: DNA-binding transcription activator activity, RNA polymerase II-specific; RNA polymerase II cis-regulatory region sequence-specific DNA binding. The coding region runs from base 129 to 1247 and encodes 372 amino acids. The record is from RefSeq and is a predicted model, not a curated record. The transcript has 2 exons. Gene Ontology annotation, cellular component: nucleus. NCBI's taxonomy places the organism in Eukaryota, Metazoa, Chordata, Actinopteri, Salmoniformes, Salmonidae. Gene Ontology annotation, biological process: regulation of transcription by RNA polymerase II.